AUGUCUAUGAAUUAUACUAACGACACUACUCUGGAAAAUCUAGUACAUACUGUAAUUAUUUCAUCCAUAUCUCUGUUUGUUUCAUUGAUUGGUAUAGUUGGAAACGGUCUUGUUAUCUGGUUCCUUUCCUUUAAGAUUAAGAAGAAUCCAUCCACAGUCUAUAUAUUCAACCUUGCCCUGGCCGAUGCUUUUUUCCUUGUCUGUGUUUCUGUGUUGCAUAUUUUUACUGUAGUGCUUAAUAUAGAAGUACCCUUUGAACAAAAAAUUGAAGAUGGGCACCUAAACAACGUAUUAAGUUCCUUGACAAUAUCUUGUCUCUUUGGAUUCAACACUAGUGUAAGCCUUCUAACAGCUAUUAGUGUUGAAAGGUGUAUCUGCGUACUGUUCCCUAUUUGGUAUUACUGCAACCGUCCGAGAUAUCUCUCCUCCAUCAUAUGUUCAGCCAUAUGGUUCAUGUCCUGUCUAUUCUCUAUAUUAGAGUUUAUAUAUUGUUACUAUGAAUCAUACAAACAAAAUAAUGUGCAUGAAAUAUCUGGUGGAGGAUGUGAGUACAUGUUUGUGACUAUUUGCUUUAUUAGCUUUAUGCUCUGCAUUCCGUCAAUGACUGUGUCAAGUUUGGUUCUCCUUAUCAAGGUUUGGACCACUUCCCAGCAUCGUCAACCUCAGAAGCUCUAUCUUGUGAUUACAGUAACUGUUAUCUCCUUCCUGUUGUUUGCCAUGCCCAUGAGGAUUUCACUGUUGGUGUGGUACAAGCACCAAAUUAUGCCACCUUUUCCCAUAAUGGACAUCUUUUCUCUGUUUAUCUGUGUCAACAGCAGCAUAAACCCUUUCAUUUAUUUUCUUAUUGGUCACAGAGGAACUGGUGGUGGAAAGCGUAAUCUGCGUACUAUUCUACAGAGUGUUUUCCGAGAAGAAGGAAGUCAAAUCAGGAAGGCACAAAGUAACAUAAAUACAAGAGAUGCAAUAGUAUAA
Messenger RNA from Pelobates fuscus (common spadefoot toad), 972 nucleotides. RefSeq names its product proto-oncogene Mas-like. The coding region runs from base 1 to 972 and encodes 323 amino acids. Gene Ontology annotation, molecular function: G protein-coupled receptor activity. Lineage: Eukaryota; Metazoa; Chordata; Amphibia; Anura; Pelobatidae. The transcript has a single exon. The record is from RefSeq and is a predicted model, not a curated record. Gene Ontology annotation, cellular component: membrane. Gene Ontology annotation, biological process: G protein-coupled receptor signaling pathway.